Trichosporon asahii var. asahii CBS 2479 is the source of this 2157-nucleotide messenger RNA. RefSeq lists its product as uncharacterized. The coding region runs from base 1 to 2157 and encodes 718 amino acids. The record is from RefSeq and is a predicted model, not a curated record. The transcript is spliced from 2 exons. Lineage: Eukaryota; Fungi; Basidiomycota; Tremellomycetes; Trichosporonales; Trichosporonaceae.
AUGUCGUCGCGUUUGCCACUGCAACCUCGCCCUGACGGCUGGUUGACAGCGUCGAAGAACCCCAAGCAGCCAGUUCAGCGCCCGUUGGUAAAGCUCGACGCAAACGUUCACCACGGCAUCUCCACUCCUCCCUCAAGUACGAGUCGCAAGCGUUCGGCCCCCGCUUCAAAUUUGACGGCAUCGCAGAGGAAGCGUCCGCGCGCCACUCAACCGCAGGCAACGCCGACGGCGGCCGCCAAUCGGACUCUCGACACCUAUCUCACACCCCCAACUACCACAGGAAAGGCCGCCAAGCAUAGAAAGCCGCUCAAGAACGUGUCCCAAAAUGCCCAGUCGGACGCAGCCAUCACAGAGUGGCUUAGUGAGCCCCCUAAACGAGUUAUGCCCAAGGACCGACCGGCACAGCAGCCCAAGAAGGCCACGCAACGCGCUCGUUCUGACUCGAGAUCGCCAGUAAAACCCUCACCCCGUACUCCUGAACCUUCCUCGUCACAGAGAGAACUCACACAAGUCCCUCCGUCCGUCCUCGCCCGACAUCAGCGGUUGUGCGGCCAGGACAGUGCUCGAAAGCGCGCGACGCGAUCGCCGUGGCGGGAGAUCACAGAGGAGGACGAGGCUGUCGAGCUGGAAGAGCGGCGCGCUGAUCGCCAGCGGCGGGCGGAGGAGAUCGCCAAGGAAAAGGAGCGCAAGCGACUGCGAUUAGAUGUGCGGGAGACUGUCGAGAAGCAGGCGAAAGACCGAAUCGAAGGAGUGAGGCAGAGGCGCGCUUUAGGGCAGUUCAAGUCCCUAGUACACUUGUCUAGCGAGUCAUCGUCCUCUCCGCACUCCUCAUCCCCUUCGAAACCGGGAGCAGACUCCAGGCGUAAUGACUUACGCCCAUACUCGUCCGCCUUUGAGGAGCCGGUGUGUGAGCGCGAGACACAGUGGCCGAAGCCUCAAGUUCUGCCGUCGUCGCGGCUUGCCGCCAUGCCGAGGCGUACGUCCCCGUUUAAGCCCUACAUCGAUCGACCACGAGACAGCUCUCCUAGCCCUUCAAAGCGUUCACCACCAAGACACGCUCGCGAAUCUGAGUCGCCAGCGAAUAAAGCGGCUGACGUCACAACGCCGAAGAAGCCAAGACGCCAACAUCAUCAAGUGACGCCUCCGAAAUCUCGUUCACCGCAGCGUAAUCAGCCCGAAACGUUAUUCGUGUUCCCAUUACCGAAGCCUCCUCCUCAGCCGGUGUUCGUGCGUUCCCCGCGGCCCUUCACAGAGUGGCGUCCAGUUGAGAUGGAAGCGGAAACCUUGAUGACUUGGAGCCUUGGUGGAGGUGCGGCAUCAGCUGAGCGGAAUGGGGAUCUGCCUUCCAGCGAUCCCCCGGUCGAUAACGAGGAGCUGCCGGCCGUCAGCGAGGCGCAGGAACUGAAUCUCCCUCCCAGUGACCCGCCUGCACUUCCCCCGAGUGAUCCGCCUCAAGACUCUGAUGACACCGAGAGUAUAGCACCAUCGGUCCCGUCUCAGACAUUCCCGGACCUGCUUCAGUCAUCGCCUGCUCAGAAGGAGCCCUCCCCAGUGAAACGGGACAUCGGGUUUCCGUUGCGGAGUUCGCCCCCGCGCUUGCCGCGCCUGUCCGUCUCUUCUGGGAAGCGGCUCGUGCGCCGAUCGGGCUCUCCGAAGCGUGUUAACGAAGCCAUCUUCGCCUCGCUGAACGACACUCCAAAGGCAAAGCAGCCCCUGCCGUCUCAGAAGCGACAGAACAAACGGCCACCUCAAAAGUCGACUCCUUCGGAUUCGCAGCAGACGAAGCUGAGCGCGUUUGGCUACUUCCCGAAGAAGGAUCAGAAGAGCCUUGAGUUCGACAAGUCCUUUUCGGACGAGGAGGACCUCGACUUUGGAGACGAGCACGUCGCGUGGACACCUCGUGCAUCGUCAUCCAACCUCGGCCGCGUCCCGGAAGCGCCUCCGCACCCAUCCCUGCGCGAGGCGGGCCGCCGCGAACUUGCAAAGCGCGACGCUGAGGCGAUGGAACGACACCGCUCGCAGCAGCGACCGCCAGCCACACCGUUUACAGACUCUAGCUCUCUUACCCCUGACGAUGGUCCGCAGACCAGCGAAUCAACCCGGCGCUGGUUCGCUGGCCUUGGUCACUCGUCGUCGGAACCGUCCUCAGACUUGUAA